AUGCCACUGUCCAAUGUGGACACUCAGACCUCGACGAGUGUGUCACGUUCGCAACAAGCGUCCAAGCCUCGGGACGGACGUACAAAACUGUACUAUCAGGGGUACUCUUUUGUUCGAGCUAACGGAACUUCAAACAAGAUAUCGUAUCGCUGCAGCUCAUAUCAUUCCCCCUGCCCUGCGCAGUUUGCAUUCUACGCGAGUACGAUGGCGUUUGACUUCAGCAGCAUGGAGGCUCAUACAUGCCGUGCUGGUCCUGCUCUCCGAGGAGCAACGGUGAACCCAGGCGAUCACGCCAUAGAUGCUUCGAACGACAUCAUGGAGGAGGUCGACAAACUUGCUACUCAAACGACUCUCACUCAGAGGCAAAUAUGGAUGGCUAUUGUGGACAAGUUCUACAUGAACGAUGGGGCUCCGGUUCGCGGCGUAUCGGAGAAAACCGUCAAAAACCGUGUGCAAGAAGCUUGGGGCCACGAUUCCAGUCACGGCCGAGCCAGUAUCAUGACGAACCCCCGACUGACCAAGAUUAAAGGAUCGCACCAAGGCUUCUUCCAGUUUCAGUAUGCCUGGCACGAUGACGUCAAGGCGCUGAAGAAGCCGCCAAAGGAUGCAAAUGGCAUCGAUCAGAUAACUGCGUGGGCUCAUCCUACGCUUUUGAAUUUACUUUGCUUCGAAAACUUGUCGUGGUUUAUCGACGGCACGUUUAGAUGUGCCCCCGUCGACUAUAAGCAGUGUGUCACAAUUAUGAUCUAUGAUCUUUCCAGCAAGCUGUUUCUCCCUGUCCUGCAUGCGGCAACUACAUCUAUGACGAGAAAAUCCUACGUCCGACUGCUGCAAUGUGUACAAGAUGCUGUGGGGAGCAAACUGGUUCCGAAAGAUGUGGUGUGUGACUUUGAGAGUUCACUGAUUGGAGCACUUCGCGAGUUCUUUCCUGACGUCACCAUUAUCGGGUGCCUGUUUCAUUUUAAACAGGCAUGCCGUCGCAAGAUGAAAUGCAUUGGGCUACCAGUUGGUGAAAUCAAGGUUGCUAUGUCGCGUAAUGUCUUUGACAUACUUACCGUCAUUGAUCCCACCAAAAUUGCUGUGCAGGGAAUCACUUGGGUGAAGGCCAAGAUUUGCAGCGUGUGUGAGGUGAAAGGUCUGGAGUACUCUCGCAGCAAGUGGCGAACGUUUUGGAGCUACUUUCAGCGGACUUGGUUGGAGACACACCCGCCGGAAUACUGGAAUGUGUUCGGCAUGAGGCGUGACAUCAUCAGCCGGACGAACAACCCAUUAGAGCGAUUUCACCGUGAACUAAACAAGCGGUUUAAUGCUCGUCCGCCCAUGAAAACCUUCGUGACUUCGCUAGAGAACCUUGCUCGCGAGUACGUUGCGCAACGGACGACUGUCAUCUCAGGCUUAGCCAAGCCACCUGAGCGUACAGGAUUCGUCCUACCAAGACAGCCAAAGCUGCCAGAGGUGAGCGACAUCGUCGACUCGCCAGCCAGCAGCGACGGUGAGGGUGAAAUUGUCGAUGCUGACGCGGACUCGGAACCAUACAGCAGCGCUAUGUCCUCGACGGGUGACGAGAACGUGGAACCCGGCGAGUACAUUCAGCCGGAUCACUCCUUCGAGUACGACGGCGAGACGUAG
This is a messenger RNA of Phytophthora sojae, 1629 nucleotides long. RefSeq lists its product as hypothetical. NCBI's taxonomy places the organism in Eukaryota, Oomycota, Peronosporomycetes, Peronosporales, Peronosporaceae. Bases 1 to 1629 code for a protein of 542 amino acids. The record is from RefSeq and is a predicted model, not a curated record. The transcript has a single exon.